Molecule: messenger RNA, 931 nt
Organism: Periconia digitata
Lineage: Eukaryota; Fungi; Ascomycota; Dothideomycetes; Pleosporales; Periconiaceae
Source: the annotation of a GenBank genome assembly
CUUGGAUAAUCUGUCUGGGACGCCGCUUCCCAACACGGUCCACGUCCUCCCUUCCCCACGAUACACCGAUAUCGAUAUUGGGAAAACUGGGAUGCUUUCUUUAUUGCAUCUACCCCGCGAGCUUCGAGAUCAAAUCAUCGCUACCGUGGUGUCAUCGCGGAUCAAGCAUCCCUCAGACACCCAGCGAAUUCGUCGACCCACUCGCCAUUGGUUCGAUGGCGGAAACGGCCAUCACGUAUUUUACCCCGAGUCUCCGAGAUCCUACAUCUCCCCCUCCUGUUCUCUCUUUGCCGUCAAUAAGCAAUUGAGGCGCGAAGCUAUUGAUGCCGUCAACCGGUGUGCAUUGGCCCCCACAAUCGCAAUAGCUGUCAUUGACGAUUGCUGGAUCUGGCCUUCUUGGGAUCUGAUCAUUCCUCGACUUCAUUCCGUCAUCAAUCGAUUGGACAUAAAUCUUGUUCUGGCAAACACCGAUGAUUACGAGCGCUAUGACAGUUCCUUCGAGAUACCGCUUCCCAACUUCCAUCGAGAAUUUUUCACCUUGCUAGGAUAUCUCAGCAGCGUACUCGUCUCCGGGCCAAGACAUCCUCUGGAUCCGGUGCAGAUAGACCAUGAGGUGCACAUCAAGGACUUGUACAUCGAUCUCAAACCUUCUCGACACAUCGUCGGACCGGCUGUAUUCUCAGAACAAGAGAUCCCAGUCCGCGCCGUCAAGGAUAUGUCACAUCUUGAUCACUCUCACUUGAAGCCUCUUGAGAUAGGAGAGGCCAAGGAAUGGUUGGAAAGGCAGUCUGAAAGAGUCGAAGAUCUCAUAAAACUUCGAUGUCUGCCCGCUAAUGAAUGGGCCAAACCGCUGUUGGAGCGCGUCCAGAACAUUGUCAUGUGUCUUGAUGGCGAGGUGCAUAGGACACAUCAAAUAUGGACCUAUGGAUAA